Messenger RNA from Alexandromys fortis (reed vole), 2907 nucleotides. RefSeq names its product phospholipase C delta 4 (gene Plcd4). The record is from RefSeq and is a predicted model, not a curated record. Gene Ontology annotation, molecular function: phosphatidylinositol-4,5-bisphosphate phospholipase C activity; calcium ion binding. NCBI's taxonomy places the organism in Eukaryota, Metazoa, Chordata, Mammalia, Rodentia, Cricetidae. Gene Ontology annotation, biological process: lipid metabolic process; phosphatidylinositol-mediated signaling; release of sequestered calcium ion into cytosol. The transcript is spliced from 17 exons. The coding region runs from base 267 to 2573 and encodes 768 amino acids.
CGCUCCCACCUCUCCCCAGCCUACUCCUCCUUGGCUGUAACUCUGCCAGUCAGGGCAGCAAACUGCAGUUGAAGACUGCAGUCAAGUGCAAAGGAGAAGAGGAGCCGGGCUGAGCCUUCCCGUUCUCCGCGGAGAGCACUGCAGAGCUCCGGAGGCGUUGCUGGCAGACAGGAUCGCUGCUAUCUUACCCGCGGACUCACCCAAAGCCCUUGGCUCCUCCUUGUUCCUUUAAGUGACUCUGGCACCAGCUGGUGGAGCAGUGGGUGAUGGCAUCUCAGAUUCAAGACCGACUGACCACUGAUCAGGACCUGCUGCUGAUGCAAGAAGGCAUGAUGAUGCGCAAGGUGAGGACCAGAUUCUGGAAGAAGCUAAGAUUCUUCAGACUUCAGAAUGACGGCAUGACAGUCUGGCACGCACGGCAAGCCGAUGACGUAGCCAAGCUCACUUUUUCAAUCUCUGACGUGGAGACAAUACGUAAGGGCCAUGAUUCCGAGUUGCUGCGCAAUCUAAUGGAAGAGUUCCCCCUGGAGCAAGGCUUCACCAUUGUCUUUCAUGGUCGCCGCCCCAACCUGGACCUAGUAGCCAGCAGUGUUGAAGAGGCCCAGAUUUGGAUGCGAGGACUCCAGCUGUUGGUGGAUCUUGUUGCCAGCAUGGACCACCAGGAGCAACUGGACCAAUGGGUGAGUGAGUGGUUCCAGCGAGGGGACAAGAACCAGGACGGCAGGAUGAGUUUCGGAGAAGCCCAGCGGCUGCUGCUUCUGAUGAACGUGGAAAUGGAUCAAGACUAUGCCCUCCGUCUUUUUCAGACAGCAGAUGUGUCCCAGUCUGAUACUCUAGAAGGGGAAGAAUUUGUACAUUUCUAUAAGGCACUGACUAAACGUACUGAGGUUGAGCAACUAUUCGAGCACUUUUCAUCAGAUGGACAGAAGCUGACCCUGCUGGAAUUUGUGGAUUUCCUUAGAGAGGAUCAGAAAGAAAAAGAACACGCCCGCGACCUUGCUCUGGAAUUCAUUGACCGCUACGAACCUUCAGAGAAUGGCAGACUGCUGCACAUACUGAGCAAGGACGGCUUCCUCAGAUAUCUCUGCUCGGAGGACGGGAACAUCUUCAACCCAGACUGCCUCCCUGUCUACCAGGAUAUGACUCAGCCUCUGAACCACUACUACAUCAACUCCUCUCACAACACCUACCUACUGAGGGACCAGCUUUGUGGCCAGAGCAGCGUGGAAGGAUACAUUCGGGCCUUGAAGCGGGGGUGCCGCUGUGUGGAGGUGGAUGUAUGGGAUGGACCUGGAGGGGAGCCCAUUGUUUACCAUGGACAUACCUUGACCUCUCGCAUCCUGUUCAAAGAUGUCGUGGCGACACUGGCACAGUAUGCCUUCCAGUUCUCGGACUACCCCCUCAUCCUGUCUCUGGAGAACCACUGUACCUGGGAUCAGCAGCAUACCUUGGCACAACAUCUGACUGAGAUCCUGGGAGAGCAGCUGCUGAGUACCACCAUAGAUGGAGUGCUGAUGGAUAAGCUGCCCUCUCCAGAGCAGCUUCGAGGGAAGGUCUUGCUGAAAGGAAGGAAGUUAAGCACAAUUGAGGCGGAUAUUGAGGAUAUUGAUGAAGAGGAAGAACUGGAGGACUAUCAGGAGUCAGAGCUGGAUGCAGACCCCUACCCUGAGUUGGAUGCUCUGCUUCAGCCUGAGUCCCAGGAGUUGACCUCUGGGAACAAGCACAUUAAGAAGGAUUCCGCGACCAUCUUGUGCCCAGACCUGUCUGCCCUGGUUGUCUACUUAAGGACUGUCCCCUUCUGCAGCUUCACUCAUUCCAAAGAAAAUUAUUAUAUCUGUGAUAUUUCAUCCUUCUCUGAGAGCAAGGCCAGGCACCUUGUCAAGGAGGCAGGCAACGAAUUUGUACAGCACAAUGCCAGGCAGUUAUGCCGUGUGUACCCCAGUGCUUUGAGGACGGAUUCAUCAAACUUUCACCCCCAGGAACUCUGGAAUGCAGGCUGCCAUAUGGUGGCAAUGAAUAUGCAGACUCCAGGGAGUGCCAUGGAUAUCUGUGAUGGGUUCUUCCGCCAGAAUGGUGGCUCUGGCUACGUGCUGAAGCCAGAAUUCCUGUGUGAUAUCCAGAGUUCCUUCGAUCCUGAGAGGCCCAUUAGUAUUUAUAAGGCCAAGAUCCUCUUAGUCCAGGUCAUCAGCGGCCAACAGCUCCCCAAAGUGGACAGCACCAAAGAGAAGUCCGUGGUGGAUCCACUGGUGAAGGUCGAGCUCUUUGGUGUCCCUGAAGACAAUAGGCAGCAAGAAACCAGCUAUGUGGAGAACAACGGUUUUAAUCCAUACUGGGGGCAGACAUUCUGUUUCCGGGUCCAGGUGCCUGAACUUGCUAUACUGCGUUUUGUGGUAAAGGAUUAUAGCUGGACAUCCCGGAAUAAGUUUAUUGGUCAAUACACCCUGCCCUGGACCUGCAUGAAACAAGGUUACCGACACAUAUCCUUGCUCUCCAGGGAUGGCACUAGCCUCCACCCAGCUUCCAUCUUUGUGUAUAUCUGCAUGCGGGAAGACUUGGAGGAGGAUGAAUCCUGAGAAACACGAGGAGGGACUCAAAGCAGAAAAAUCUACAGAAGCAUUAUCCCCUCCAACCUACAAGUCUCUCAAAAUCCAGAGCCAACAAAAGGAUCAAUCAAGGAUCAAGGCUCCCAAAGGUUGGGGAAGGAUGCCUGACCCCAGAACUAUGAGAACAAUACACAGCCCUGGGACCCCACUGGACUGCUGCUCCUUAGCUGGUCUAAAUAAAGCUGCUCUGCCCAAUCUGGCUCCUGUAUGGUCUGUCAUUGUUAGGCAAGAAUGGGAUGUAUGGGUGGGGGUGGGGCAGCAUUUGGGUAAUCAGGUGGAUGUAUGUGCUGUCACUGUGUGUGUG